Molecule: messenger RNA, 1818 nt
Organism: Parascedosporium putredinis
Lineage: Eukaryota; Fungi; Ascomycota; Sordariomycetes; Microascales; Microascaceae
Source: the annotation of a GenBank genome assembly
AUGCAGUCUCCAACCGUCACAUCAACCGAGAUGCCUUCCACAACCCCAGCGCCGGCUGGAACGAAACCUGGCCAGACAAAGAAGCCCACGAGAAGGCGGGAUCCCUUAGCAUGUGUUUCUUGUCGGAGGCGCAAGAUUCGCUGCGAUACGAUUGAAGGAUUCCCUUGCUGGAGCUGUCGCCGGAAUAAUAUCGAGUGUAUCCGACAUCCUAGCCGGAAUAAAGCGAAGCCGCAAAGCGGAAAGCCCAACGCCAAUGGCGGGGCGAAAAGUCCUCACAGCGUGACUCGGUGCCAGGCCCUUUGGCCUCGUCCUCCAGCCCGUCCUCUCCCAGGUCGCCCCUGCCCCCAGACCACGGAUAUCCUGUUCGACACGUCCCACGCGAACGCCCUCCCCUACAACUUUGCGCAACCUCUGCUCCAACUCGGCCACCCUUCUCCCCUCUCCCCACAGCCUACGCCCGCCCCCGUGAUACCCGCCUUCCUUAAGCCGAUCCCACCCAAGGUUGACGCGACGGACACGCAGUAUCUCCUGUCCAAAGGCGCCUUCACGCUCCCCGGCGUCGAGUUCCAGAAUGCCCUCCUCAAGGCCUUUAUCGAAUACGUCCACCCAUUUAUCCCCGUCCUUGAUCUCGUCGAGUUUCUCAGCAUCAUCCACAACCGCGAUGGAUCGCGUGGCCAAACGAGCUUGGUGCUGUACCAGGCCGUCAUGUUCUCCGGUUCCGCCUUUGUCAGCAUGGAAAUUCUGCACGAUCAAAAAGACGCCUGGCACUGGCUAGGAAUCGCCAUCUCCCUCGCCCGAUGCCUCGGCAUGCACCGCGACCCCGGCACCAAGAUUUGCCCGCGCACGCGCAAACUCUGGAAGCGCAUCUGGUGGUCCGCCCUCAUGCGCGACCGCCUCCUAACCCUCGGCAUGCGUCGCCCCACCCGCAUCUCCGAAGCCGACUUCGACCUGCCCAUGCUCGAGGAGACCGACUUCGAGAUCGGCGCCUUUCAGAGCAUGUGCGAGAGCAGCGUUCUCCCGGACUGCACGCUGCUGCGCGACGCGGGGAUCCAGCGGGAGCUGGCGCAGCUGUGCAUCGCCAAGGUGAAGCUGUGCGUGUACACGGGCCACAUCCUCGAGGCGCAGUACGCCCUGCGCGUCCGGGACACGGUCGAGUCCAAGGGCACGGCGGAGAGCACCAUGAUGAUUUUCCCUUCGCAGACGCUGCGGACCGAGGACAUCCACCGCGGGGACGCCGAGCUCGGCGAGUGGCUCCAGUCGCUGCCCGUGUGCUGCCAGUCGCGGCCUCUCGUGGCGCCCGUGCUCGGCCGCGGCGACGCCAAGACCACGGUCGAGAUCUCGACCCGGAAGACGCGCGAGGCGGCGCGGCGCAUCACGCAGCUGGCGGCCGAGCUGUGCCGCCUGGACUUGGAUAAGCUUCUUCCCGCCAGCGGGUGUCGGGGUUUCAUCGAGAGGUUCCGCGAGCUCUACGUCACGGCCGAUUUCGCCGCCAUGCUCCUCGAUGUCGGUCUGAAGAAGUUUGGGGCGACCUCGUCCGGUAGCGAUGCCCGUGGUGAUGCGAGGACCUCGGCGGCGCAGAUGCCCACGCCGGAGGAGUCUGAUGCCGCAAAGGAGCAGGCGCGUACCGAGGGGCAGGCGGCGGGGCCCGCUCCUGGGCUGAGGACGCUCUCCGUGUUGGAUUUGUUGCCGUGCUCACCUCCGCCGGUGGAUUUUGCUUCGGCUGACACGACCAUGGUGGAGGACGCUGGUCAUCACGGCGUGAACUCGGAGCUGCACAUCGACCUGGAGAAUAUGGAUUUGGAUAUCUUGGGGAUCUGA